Molecule: messenger RNA, 3998 nt
Organism: Vicugna pacos (alpaca)
Lineage: Eukaryota; Metazoa; Chordata; Mammalia; Artiodactyla; Camelidae
Source: RefSeq, a predicted model, not a curated record
CCUGGCCCUGCCCUGUGGGUCCUCACCCACCACCCGCCGGCUUCUCAGCAGCCCUAUCGUCCCUGAAGGUCCAAACGGGUGGCGCGGAGCCCCAGCCAGGAGGCAGAUUCGGCCUGGCCCUCGGGUGGAGCUGACUCCCCCAGGCAUCCAGGGGAAAACAGUGACACCUCCACAGAGUGCUCCUGGCUUUGGGGACCCGGCCCGAGUGGGACUUGGUGGCGUGAAGAGCUGAAGGCCUGGGCUAUGUUCCUCAACCAGGGGCCAGAGUGUUCCAAAGGGCUGGGUGCUGGAGGAAAGGAUGGGGUUCCCUUCUCAUCCAGCUCUACCCGCCCCUGCCCCUGAAGAGAGUGGUCCUGAGCCAGGGCAGGUGGGCGUGCUCACCUUCUCUAACACCUGCGGUGCCCGCUGCACCCCUGGUCCCUGCGGCAAGGGCUCCCCUGUUCUUCCAGCGGGCCCCUCAUGCCAGCCCAGCUCAUGGGUCCACAUCACUCACCUGAGGCCCCAGGACAGUUCUCCAUGCAGUGCUUCCUUAAAUUUCACCCCGCCCUCUCUCAUGGAGGAGGGACUGAUAAGUCUGGAGCUCCCACUGGCAGCUCUCGGGGACUCUGUGGUCAGCCCCCAGGGGCGUCGGGGCCUCCGGCGACAGGACACAGUGGGCGUGCUGAUGGAGAGAGAGCGUAAUCCCUGACUCCUCCCGGGGCUGCUGGGGCAGGCAAGGGUCUAAGAUACAAUGUGUGCCUUCCAGUGGGUCUCCACUCUGGGUUGGGCUCAGUCAAGCUAGAAGCCCCCAUGACCCACACCUGGGCAGAUGGGAGAGGGUGUCUGGUGGAGAGAAUGAUGUCUGGAGUCAGCCAGGAGCCCCACCCCAAGCUGCCUUCUGAACUUGGCAUAGCACGAGUUCUUGCCAAGCCUCGUGUUAGGUUAGGGAGCAGACACAUAAGAGCGGUUGUGGGGUGUUUAUUAUUAGCUAAGCACUCGACAAGUGUCAGUGCUCUUAAUUGUCAUGGAAGUCUGGCCACAGGAGAGAGUGGCACCUUCCUGGUCAGAGCCCUUUGCCCUGAGGACACUGAGGUGCCCUGAGACAGCUCACCCUGCCUGACUUGGAAGGGAAAACCUCCCCUGGAGAACAGGAGAGCCCCGUUCACCCCUCUCAGCAGAGCAGCCGGAGCUGGCACAGUGGCCGGGCUGCAGGUAUGUCCACGUGCUCAGAGUCUUGGGUGGUGAGGGUUUUUUUUCGCUGGGGACUAUUCCUUGCAUCUGGUCUAUGCCCUGAGCCAUAGGGCAGCCCGUUCCAGGGGCAGGCCCUCUGCACCCAGGGUGGGAGGCAGCAGACUCCACACUGCUGAAGACCUAGAGCCAAGCCCAAGCCAGACGCAGAGGCUGGUCCCUGCGAUCACAUGCCCUGGGAUGCCGCCGCCCCCGCCCCCGCCUCCUGCCCACCCAGAGUUCGUCGUCAUCCAUAACGGGAUCAUCACAAAUUACAAAGACCUGAGGAAGUUUCUGGAAAGCAAAGGCUAUGAGUUUGAGUCAGAAACAGAUACGGAGACCAUCGCCAAGCUGAUUAAAUACGUGUUCGACAACAGAGAAACGGAGGACAUUACGUUUUCCACGCUGGUCGAGAGAGUCAUCCAGCAGCUGGAAGGCGCGUUCGCGUUGGUUUUCAAGAGCAUCCACUACCCCGGAGAAGCCGUGGCCACAAGGAGAGGCAGCCCCCUGCUCAUUGGAGUGCGGAGCAAAUACAAACUCUCUACAGAGCAGAUCCCCGUGCUGUACAGGACACGCAAUAUUGAGAAUGUUAAGAAUAUCUGUAAAACAAGGAUGAAGAGACUGGACAGUUCCACCUGCCUUCACGCCGUGGGUGACAAAGCAGUGGAAUUCUUCUUUGCUUCUGAUGCAAGCGCUAUCAUAGAGCACACCAACCGGGUUGUCUUCCUGGAGGAUGAUGACAUCGCUGCAGUGGCUGAUGGGAAGCUCUCUAUUCAUCGGGUCAAGCGUUCGGCUAGUGAUGACCCAUCUCGAGCCAUCCAGACCUUGCAGAUGGAAUUGCAGCAAAUCAUGAAAGGUAACUUCAGCGCAUUUAUGCAGAAGGAGAUUUUUGAACAGCCAGAAUCGGUUUUCAACACAAUGAGAGGUCGGGUGAAUUUUGAGACCAACACAGUGCUCCUGGGCGGCUUGAAGGACCACCUGAAGGAGAUCAGACGAUGCCGCCGGCUCAUCGUGAUUGGCUGUGGAACCAGCUACCACGCCGCCGUGGCCACGCGGCAAGUUUUGGAAGAACUGACCGAGCUGCCCGUGAUGGUCGAGCUUGCUAGCGAUUUCCUGGACAGGAACACUCCCGUGUUCAGGGAUGACGUCUGCUUUUUCAUAAGCCAGUCAGGCGAGACUGCAGACACCCUCCUGGCGCUGCGUUACUGUAAGGACCGCCGGGCCCUGACCGUGGGCGUCACCAACACCGUGGGCAGCUCCAUCUCCCGAGAGACUGACUGUGGCGUCCACAUCAACGCGGGACCGGAGAUCGGCGUGGCCAGCACCAAGGCUUACACCAGUCAGUUCAUCUCUCUGGUGAUGUUUGGUCUGAUGAUGUCCGAAGACCGUAUUUCACUGCAAAACAGAAGGCGAGAGAUUAUCCAUGGCCUGAGAUCUCUACCUGAGCUGAUCAAGGAAGUGUUGUCCCUGGACGAGAAGAUCCACGACCUGGCCCUGGAGCUCUACACGCAGAGGUCGCUCCUGGUCAUGGGGCGGGGCUACAACUACGCCACGUGCCUGGAAGGAGCCCUGAAAAUUAAAGAGAUAACCUACAUGCACUCAGAAGGCAUCCUGGCUGGGGAGCUGAAGCACGGGCCCCUGGCCCUGAUUGAUAAGCAGAUGCCCGUCAUCAUGGUCAUCAUGAAGGAUCCUUGCUUUGCCAAAUGCCAGAACGCCCUGCAGCAGGUCACGGCCCGCCAGGGUCGCCCGAUUAUACUGUGCUCCAAGGACGACACCGAAAGCUCCAAGUUUGCGUACAAAACCAUCGAGCUGCCCCACACCGUGGACUGCCUGCAGGGCAUCCUGAGUGUGAUUCCACUGCAGCUCCUUUCCUUCCACUUGGCUGUUCUCCGAGGAUACGACGUUGACUUCCCCAGAAAUCUGGCCAAGUCUGUAACCGUGGAAUAAGAACAUGAGUGCGAGGAGACCAUCGCCACCUUCAGUCUGUUUCAAGACCUGUCCCAAGUGACACAAAGUGGGAAGAAAAGCUGGCAUUCUGCGUGUUCUGAGUAGAUCCCAGUAGAGCUUGACAGCUUUGACGUGCCUUGUGCCCAAGUGCUUUGCUUACAGCAGAUCAUCUUUCUCUGUGUCCUGAAGUCGCCAGAGGAGAAGGGAAUCUUUGUUUACACACGGGGACCAGAGCGAACUUUUCCACUCCCGUGCAAUAGAGGUACAGCUCUCUUCAGAAUAACUGUGAACCUUUUUUAACCAACACUAGUUAGUUUUAAAAGACAAAAUAUUUAUAAUGACAAUUGUAUAGCUUUUAAGUUAUUUUUCUAGUAUGUGGCUUUUCUGUAGCCAAGGUAACUCCCAGACCGUGCCCCCGGCUACCCAGUGUGCCCCGUCUCCAGGUAGAGGGCAUUCAUCUCAGAUUUGAGCACCAGGCAUCGCCCCUCUGGACUCCUUUCUCCUUUCCCAUCCUCUCUUGACUGCUCCCGAGUCCCGUACCCUGACUUCGGGGAAGCCCUUCCCGCUAUCUUCCUAUGCCUCCUGUAAGUCCUGUCAGAAUCUCAGCCUCCUUCAGCAGUGUCCUCUCAUCUACAAUCUCUCCGACUCUCCACCUGCUCUUUCGUCUGAUCGUGGUUUUUAUUACAGCCCAGGCAGCAUUUCGGUCCCUGCUCCUGCCCACAGUAAAACGGCUUGGAAGAACCCAUGCAAGAGGGCAGUUUCGAGUGAGCUCCCUUGCCCUCUGUUACAGGCGUGCACAAUCAAAGUACUAUGCAAUUUUAAGACAAUAAAGACAGUACAAUUUU